CUGGAGGCCUGAGUGCUGUGCUCUGGGGUGCCGGCUCGCCUCCGCCUUCCUCCUCGCGGCAGCCUCGGUGCCCUGCGCCGCCGUCCCACCGGGGGCUCCACCGCCCUCUCCUCGGCCUCACCACCCCGCCGGCCGGGCGCUCGGCGGCUCCUCCGUGAGCCCGCCGGGAACUCGCACCCCUCGCGCUCCCCUGGCUCCCGAGGGGGCCGCCUCGGGCCAUGGUGCCCUUCCCCGAGGAGCCCGCCGCCGCGCGGGGGACGAGCGAGGCGCAGCCGCCGGGCCCCGCGCCCACCGGGGCAGCUCCGCUGCCGGGCCCGGGACCCUCGGACGGCCCCGAGGCGGUCGUCGAGAAGGUGGAGGUAGAGUUGGCGGGACCGGCGGGCGCUGAGCCCCCUCAGCCUCCCGAGGGCGGCUGGGGCUGGCUGGUGAUGCUGGCGGCCAUGUGGUGCAACGGGUCGGUGUUCGGCAUCCAGAACGCCUGCGGGGUGCUCUUCGUGUCCAUGCUGAAGACCUUUGGGUCCACGGACGAUGACAAGAUGGUCUUCAAGACAGCGUGGGUAAGUUCUCUGUCCAUGGGGAUGAUUUUCUUUUGCUGCCCAAUAGCCAGCGUCUUCACAGACAUGUUUGGUUGUCAGAAGACAGCUGUCGUGGGUGCUGCUGUUGGAUUCAUUGGACUCCUGUCCAGUUCUUUUGUAAGCUCCAUCGAGCCUCUGUACCUUACCUAUGGAAUCAUAUUUGCUUGUGGCUGCUCCUUUGCAUACCAGCCUUCGCUGGUCAUUUUGGGACACUAUUUCAAGAAGCGCCUUGGACUGGUGAAUGGCAUUGUCACCGCGGGCAGCAGCAUCUUCACAAUUUUGCUGCCUUUCCUUUUAAGGGUUCUGACCGACACCGUGGGCCUCUUUCACACACUGAGGGUCCUCUGCAUCUUCAUGUUUGUUCUCUUUCUGGCUAGCUUUACGUACCGACCUCUUGCUCCAAGUGCCAAAGAUAAAGAGGGUGGAACCAAAGGAGGCAACAACAGAUUCUCCCUCUUUUCCAGGAGGAAGUUUAGUCCUCCAAAAAAAUUUUUCAAUUUUGCCCUCUUCAAGGUGACCGCUUAUGCGGUUUGGGCAGUUGGAAUACCGCUUGCACUUUUCGGAUACUUUGUGCCUUAUGUUCACUUGAUGAAAUAUGUGAAUGAAAGAUUUCAAGAUGGAAAAAAUAAAGAGGUGGUUCUCAUGUGCAUUGGCAUCACUUCAGGAGUCGGACGGCUGCUCUUUGGCCGGAUCGCAGAUUAUAUGCCUGGUGUGAAGAAGGUUUAUCUUCAGGUACUCUCCUUUUUCUUCAUUGGUCUGAUGUCCAUGAUGAUUCCUCUGUGUGGUGUCUUUGGGGCCCUCAUUGCUGUCUGUCUCAUCAUGGGUCUCUUCGAUGGAUGCUUCAUUUCCAUUAUGGCUCCCAUUGCCUUUGAGUUAGUUGGUGCCCAGGAUGUUUCUCAAGCAAUUGGAUUUCUACUUGGAUUCAUGUCUAUACCCAUGACUGUGGGCCCACCUAUUGCAGGGUUACUUCGUGACAAGCUGGGCUCCUACGAUGUGGCAUUCUACCUCGCUGGAAUUCCUCCCCUUAUUGGAGGUGCUGUCCUUUGUUUUAUCCCAUGGAUCCACAGUAAGAAGCAAAGAGAGAUUGGUAAAACCACUGGAGGAGAAAAGAUGGAGAAAAUGUUGGAGAACCAGAACUCUCUGCUGUCAAGCUCACCUGGAAUCUUUAAGAAAGAAUCUGACUCUGUUAUUUAAUGUCUUAUAUACCUCCACCAGACUGGACUUGCUUUCGGAAGUUUAAGCAAGUUUCCCUUUUAUAUGAAUUGCAAAUUUCCUAUUUUUUUAAUUACAUCUUAAGAAUAGCACAAUAAUUGGGAAAUAGAACCCUUAUUACUACAAGAACCAUUUCUGCCACAGAAUAGCUAGCUGUUUGAUAUUUCCAUGAGUUUGGGGGCAGAGACUAUGGUAUAUGAAAACAUGUCUGGAAGUCAAAUAUUAAGAGAAUUGAAGCUAUUCCAAAGCAACUUUGGAAACUGUGAAUGCUAAUAAGCUUAUACAAAUAUUUAAAAAUACCUCGGGGCGCCUGGGUGGCUCAGUUGGUUGAGCGUCCGACUUCGUUCGGCUCAGGUCGUGUUCUUGCUG
Prionailurus viverrinus (fishing cat) is the source of this 2156-nucleotide messenger RNA. RefSeq names its product solute carrier family 16 member 10 (gene SLC16A10). The transcript has 6 exons. NCBI's taxonomy places the organism in Eukaryota, Metazoa, Chordata, Mammalia, Carnivora, Felidae. The record is from RefSeq and is a predicted model, not a curated record. Gene Ontology annotation, molecular function: monocarboxylic acid transmembrane transporter activity. Gene Ontology annotation, biological process: transmembrane transport. Bases 219 to 1769 code for a protein of 516 amino acids.